AUGGAGGCACCUGCUGUCUCCGCUUCUCAAGGCCGGAAGGUGGCGCCUGUGCCACGGACCACGGUGCUCACCUCCAACCUCUCGUCAGGGAGUCACGGCAGACGGAGCUCUCCCUUCCUGAACGGUUCCCCCGAAAACCUCUCAACUCGUGUGACCCAAGAGGCCUGCCUGGCGCUUCUCCACCCGCAGAAUGAAGUCCUGCAGGGACACAGAGAUGCGGAGGACACUCAGGGAGCCGGCAUUUCAGGAUCUGAGGCAGGCAUCGAAAUCGCCAAACAGAAGGGAGCCAGAUACAGGCUUGGGCCAGAACUGGAGAUAUGCGGCUACGGAUGCUGGGAUCAUUAUUACGAGUCGGACACCCUCUUGCAUUCACUGCAAGUCCUGGCCGCCCUCCUGGAGUCUCCGGUCACCCAGGACAUCAUCUGUGACGUGGGAAUGCCCGUGAUGCACCGGAACGUCCGCUACAACUGCCGGGUGAUAUUUCUCAACAGGAAGAUCCUGCUGAUCAGACCCAAGAUGGCCUUGGCAAACGAAGGGAACUACCGCGAGCUGCGCUGGUUCACCCCGUGGUCCAGGAGCCGGCAGACAGAGGAGUAUUUCCUCCCGCGGAUGAUCCAGGACCUGACGAAACAGGAAACUGUGCCCUUUGGAGACGCAGUGCUGGCCACGCGGGACACCUGCAUCGGGAGCGAGAUCUGCGAAGAGCUCUGGACGCCCCACAGCCCACACAUCGAAAUGGGCCUGGAUGGUGUGGAGAUCUUUACCAACGCCUCCAGCAGCCACCACGUGCUACGCAAAGCCCACGCCAGGGUGGAUCUGGUGACCAUGGCCACCACCAAGAACGGUGGGAUUUACCUGCUGGCCAAUCAGAAGGGCUGCGACGGGGACCGGCUCUACUACGACGGCUGCGCCAUGAUCGCCAUGAACGGCAGCAUCUUCGCUCAGGGGUCCCAGUUCUCGCUGGACGAUGUGGAAGUCCUCACCGCCACGUUGGAUUUGGAGGAUGUCAGAAGCUACAGGGCGGAGAUCUCAUCUCGAAACUUGGCGGCCAGCAGGGUGAGCCCCUACCCCCGCGUUAAGGUGGACUUUGCCCUCUCGUGCCACGAGGACCUGCUGGAGCCGCUGUCAGAGCCCGUGGAGUGGAAAUACCACAGUGCGGGCGAGGAGAUCAGCCUCGGACCUGCUUGCUGGCUCUGGGAUUUUUUAAGGCGAAGCCACCAGGCGGGGUUUUUCCUGCCCCUGAGUGGAGGGGUGGAUAGCGCGGCCACCGCCUGCCUCGUCUACUCCAUGUGCCACCAGGUCUGCGAGGCCGUGAAAAACGGAAAUCAGGAGGUGCUGGCUGAUGUCCGGACCCUCGUGAGCCAGGACAGCUACACCCCCCAGGACCCCCGUGAGCUCUGCGGGCGCCUCCUGACCACCUGCUAUAUGGCCAGCGAGAACUCUUCCCAGGAGACCAGCGACAGGGCCCGGGAGCUGGCCCAGCAGAUCGGAAGCCACCACAUCAGCCUCGGCAUCGGUCCCGCCGUGACGGCCGUCCUGGGCAUCUUCAGCCUGGUCACGGGUAAAAGGCCUCUGUUUGCGGCUCACGGAGGAAGCAGCCGGGAGAACCUGGCCCUGCAGAACGUGCAGGCUCGGCUGAGGAUGGUCCUCGCCUAUCUCUUCGCUCAGCUGAGCCUCUGGUCCCGGGGCGCUCCAGGCGGACUCCUGGUGCUCGGAGCUGCCAACGUGGACGAGAGCCUCCUGGGCUACCUGACCAAGUACGACUGCUCCAGCGCCGACAUCAACCCCAUAGGCGGCGUCAGCAAGACCGACCUGCGCGUCUUCAUCCAGCUCUGUGUCGAGCGCUUCCAGCUUUCGGCCCUGCGGGGCAUCCUGGCCGCACCGGCCACCGCUGAGCUCGAGCCCUUGACCAACGGACAGGUGUCCCAGACCGACGAGGAGGACAUGGGGAUGACGUACGCAGAGCUCUCGGUCUUCGGGAGGCUCCGGAAGGUCGCCAAGGCCGGGCCCUACAGCAUGUUCUGCAAGCUCCUGCACAUGUGGCGAGACACCUGCAGCCCUCGACAGGUGGCCGACAAGGUGAAGCGGUUCUUCUCCAAGUACUCCAUGAACAGACACAAGAUGACCACACUCACGCCCGCCUACCACGCCGAGAGCUACAGCCCCGACGACAACAGGUUCGACCUGCGGCCGUUCCUCUACCACGUGGGCUGGCCGUGGCAGUUCCGGUGCAUAGAGAACCAGGUUCUGCAGCUGGAGAGGAGGGAGCGGCAGGACCUGGACGGCGUGGACUGAGGCCUGGCCCUGCGUGGAGGGCGCCCCGCCUGCCAGGACCCCGCCUGGAACAUCGGCCUCGCUGGUGGCCUCGAGCGGAGCUCAGCCUCUCCCUGCCCCCCGGCAAGGGGACCACCAACAAGGCUUGUUUCACGGUUCAAGGGAAAGGGAUCUUUUAAGUCUAGUUCCUUAAAUAAAGAGAAGGUGACUUUUAA
Messenger RNA from Miniopterus natalensis, 2489 nucleotides. The record is from RefSeq and is a predicted model, not a curated record. NCBI's taxonomy places the organism in Eukaryota, Metazoa, Chordata, Mammalia, Chiroptera, Miniopteridae.